CGACUCCAACUCUUAUAACUUGGAUCAAAAGUGCUGGGAAUCGGUAUACUCCCAUCAACAAACUCAAACUUAUUUUUGGCACCCAAAGCACGUUUCAUGGUUCGUGCCCACGCAUGAUAAUUUGAACCAUUCAACAUGGGAGUGACAAUAACAGAGGAAGGGCCAUCACAUGGAUGAAUAUAAUAGGGAUUAGUGGGAUCUUGUGAUGGAUCUAUUUGACUACCACCAGUAUUGGAACCGGAACCACUACCUUGGGCCAUCAGAGUUACAACCUGGCUCUGAUACCAUCUUAAGAUUUUAAACAUUUAAAAGAAAAAGAUGAAAGAUAGAAUUUCAUUGAUAUCUCCAGAAGGAAAAACUGUUACGGCAAUUAAAAUUGCCUUUAUUUAUAAUAAAAGAAGGGUGCAGUAAAAUCCUAUUCUAGAUGAUGCUCUAUCGUAACAUUGCCAGCCUAUAAUCUAUUGAGGUUGUUAGCGAUGGAUACUGGAAAAGAUUCUGCAGCUGAGUGGGAUGAUUUGAUUGUCUGCCCUGCUGAGUUGGUGUAUUUGUGAAAAUCCAAUUUUACCCUUUUCAUCAUUUUCGUAAUUUAACACGAUCUUAGAACCUGCUAUUGCUCGCUUGUGUUCUUCCAGCUUCAUUCCCUCCAAGUUCUCUUCGCUAAUCAAAGUUUUGACUUGAGCUUGUAAAAGGGCAGAGUGGAGAUGAGAAACGAACCUUUUACCGAUGUCUUUCCCUUCAAAAUUGAUGAAUGCAUCGUAUAUGAAAUGGGGUGCUGAUUUAAAGAAGGAUAAAGAUAAAGACGAAGAUGAUGAUGAAGAAGAAGAAGCGAACUCCAUCGAUGAACUUGAAGUCAACUCUUCGCAGUUGACUUCAAUUCUUUUGAUGGAGUUCGCUUCUUCAUCAUCAUCAUCAUCAUCCUCAUCCUUCAUAAAAUCAGAACCCCAUUUCAUAUACGAUGCAUUCAUCAACUUUUGGGGAGAAGACAUCGGUAGAAAGUUCGUUUCUCAUCUCCAUUCUGCCUUUUUACAAGCGCAAGUCAAAACUUUUAUUAGCCAGGAGAGUCUGCCGAAGGAACUGGAGCUGGAAGAGCACAUGCGAGCAAUAGGAGGCACUAAGAUUGCAAUAAUCGUUUUCUCCAAAACAUACACUGAAUCUGCCUGUUGUCUUCUUGAGCUAGAAAAAAUUAUUGAAUGCCUCGAAACUUUUGGCCAAAUAGUUUUGCCCGUAUUUUACGAGAAUGAACCACUGUAUGUACGUGAUGAGAAGAAUGAUUUUGGAAAAGCGAUGGAAGAAACAGCACACAAAAGCUAUUCAGGAGAACAACGGGAGCAAGUGUUGUCGAGGUGGAGGCGUGCACUAAACAAAGCUGCAGGUAUCACUGGUUUGAAUGUUAGAGAGUUCAGGCAUGAUGCUCAACUUGUGGCGGUAACUGUUAGACGCGUUCAGUCAUUGCUGGGCUAUCAAGACUUGUCUGUUAUCCCAUUUCCUGUUGAAUUAGAGCCGCACGUGGAAAAGGUGAUUGGAUGUAUUGAAAAUAUUUCCACCAAAGUGUUUAUGAUAGGAAUAUGUGGAAAGGAAGGAUCGGGUAAAACAGCAAUAGCCAAAGCCAUCUAUAAUCGAAUUUAUCGUUUAUUCAUUGCUAAGAAUUUUUUUGACUAUAUUAAAGGAGUUUGGGAUCCAGUUGAUAAAAGGUAUGUUGAUUUGAAAGAAUUUGUUAAUGAUGUCCUAAAAGACAAGUUGGAGUUUGAAAGAACUGUGAUGGAAAGAGUUAUUAUGGAUUACAAUGAACAUUCUCGAAGGAAGUUGCUCAUUGUGUUUGAUGAUGUGACUGUGUUUGGCCAAUUAAAAAACCUAUACCGGAAUCGUACACGUUUCGGUCAAGGAACUCUAAUAAUCAUUACAACUAGAGAUGUUCGAAUACUGAAGCGACUCAAAGUUGAUUAUGUUUAUAAAAUGAAUGUUAUGAACUAAAAUGAUUCCCUUUAAAUUUUCAGUUCUCAUGCUUUCAGAUAAGCAAACCAAGAAAAGAACUGAAGGAACUUGCAAGAAACAUUGUUGUUUAUCGUGGAGGACUACCCGUAGCUCUUAAGUUCCUUGGUUCCUUUUUAUGUGUUAGAACAAUGGAAAAGUGGGAUUGUGUAUUCUCAAACCUAAAAUUAAUUCCCACUGGUAUACUUCUUGAUGCGUGUAUUGUUAAAGAGAGAGAGACUA
This is a messenger RNA of Vigna unguiculata (cowpea), 2211 nucleotides long. RefSeq names its product disease resistance protein RLM3-like. Gene Ontology annotation, molecular function: ADP binding. The record is from RefSeq and is a predicted model, not a curated record. Lineage: Eukaryota; Viridiplantae; Streptophyta; Magnoliopsida; Fabales; Fabaceae. Gene Ontology annotation, biological process: signal transduction; defense response.